AUGUUCAAGUACUUUCACGCACUCAAGCUAGCAGAGAUUGGACUUUCUGAUCAAGCACUGGAGUACUGUGAAGGAAUCGCUAAAAGCAUCUUCACAAUGCCUCGGCACACCAGCAGCUCCUUGAUUCAAAGUGUUAUAAAGCUUUCUUAUGAUCUGCUUCAAGAGAAGGCACAAGAAACCGAGUGGCUGCUGAAACUUUGCCGGCUGCUCAGAGAUGUCCAUGUGAUUCCUCCUGCUGUUUUUAUUAAACUGGAGCCGCCCAGCUCCUCUCAGGAGUUCCAAGAGGAAUUAGAUUCACGGUACAUUGUGGGAGAGCUUUUGGGAAAAGGAGCCCACAGCGCCGUUUAUGCUGGAGUGCGUAAGGCAGACGGGAGACAGGUUGCCUUGAAAUAUGUGACCAAAAAGGUCAAAGAGUCAUUCCCUGGAACAAAGCCUCGGGAGGUGGAGUUAAUGGAGAUAGUGUCCAAGCAGCCUCGCUGUGAGAAUGUGGUGGAGCUGCUGGAAUGUCUCGAUGUGUCCACUUCUUUUGUCUUGGUGCUGGAGCGACCCAGCCCCUGCAUAGACCUCCAGACGUUCUGCAGAAUGCAGAGAAAUAAUCGUCUCUCGGAAGAUGUGGCUCGAGAGAUCAUGCGGCAGGUGGUUCAAGCUGUUGGUCACUGCAUUGCCCAUGGAGUUUUCCAUGGCGACAUCCAUUCCAAGAAUAUUCUGGUGAAUCCGGACACGCUGGAAGUGAAGUUGAUAGACUUUGGCUACAGCGAUUUGGUGUCAAAAGGCGGCAGGACGGGAUAUAUUUCUUGCAUCUGGAGUCUGGGUUUAAUCCUGGCUCAAAUGAUCAUUGGAAACGUUCACGUUGCAUCUUCAAAUCAGUUGCUUGAGAAGUGUUCACAGUUUGUUUCUCCAGAGUGCUGCCAGCUGUUAUCAAUGUGUCUGAAAAACCCCAUGGAGACUCCAGCGUUCGAUGAAAUCCCGAACCACAGCUGGUUUAGACAGAAACCGUCCAGUUCACAGGCUCCUGAAGACCCUGGAUCUUCUAACUGAUCCAAAAAUAUCCUUUUAAAAAAAAUUAAAAUAAAAGUGCUUAAUCCCGCCCCAGACCCACCUCCACAUGCUCCCACCGCUCGACUCCAUCAGACCUUCUUGCGUGUCUUGGUCAGUAGCCCCCUGCAGUAACGGUGCGAUCCAGCUGAUUAACAGAAGCUGACGCUCUGCCUGCUUCAAACUUUAAAAGCUCCCAGAAAGCAUCACUGGCAUCCACACAAGGCCUCAGUGCUCCACUGUAGAAGCACAAGGUCAUGCUGUUGUGUGUUUCUCAGGAAACACAAUUGCACAUCACUCCUGCCACUGUGAUGGGCCAAACAGAUGUUUGCUUCUGGGGUCGUUUAGGCGUCACCUCAGCUAGUCUAAUGGAAAACCACUGGACUGUGUCUUUAGGCAGCAGCAGAUUUGUUGGGUAUCAGAGCCACCACUGGUCCUAUUUGACCUCAUAGCCUACAGCCGUAGAAGAUUAUUGAUUUAUAAUCACAUUCUCUGGUGGCACCCAGAUGAGGAUGGGUUUCCUUUUGAGUCUGGUUCCUCACGAGGUUUCUUCCUCAUGUAGUUUCAGGGAGUUUUUCCUCGCCACUGUCGCCACUGGCUUGCUCAUUAGGGAUCUGAAUCUAUAAACUGCUGCUGCUGCUAAAAUGAAAGAAAUGGGCUUUCUGCUGGAUUCUGAGCUCCGACAUCACGACAGUCUUAAGCAUUACUUGGAUAGUUACAUGGGAGGUGCAUACACGGGGCGGAUUAUAAAUAAAAUACAUUUAAAUAAAUAAAAUACAAAGUUUGAAUUUCAAUUCUAUUAAAAAAAGAUAAAAAAUAAAAAAUGUUUAAAAAUGUUAACAGGAACAUUGUGAGCUUCAUUUAUCCUUUAUUUUUUCUGCUCUAGUCACAUGG
Hemibagrus wyckioides is the source of this 1929-nucleotide messenger RNA. Its product is annotated as serine/threonine-protein kinase pim-1-like. Gene Ontology annotation, cellular component: cytoplasm. NCBI's taxonomy places the organism in Eukaryota, Metazoa, Chordata, Actinopteri, Siluriformes, Bagridae. Gene Ontology annotation, biological process: negative regulation of apoptotic process; regulation of mitotic cell cycle; protein autophosphorylation. The transcript has 8 exons. Gene Ontology annotation, molecular function: ATP binding; protein serine/threonine kinase activity. The record is from RefSeq and is a predicted model, not a curated record. The coding region runs from base 1 to 1038 and encodes 345 amino acids.